AUGAUUAUCAAAAACAAUGUGGUGCACGGUGGGCCGACGUUGAGUAUUCCUGCACAUCUUUCGUAUGGGAAAUUUGUUAUUGACAAGCUGAUAGAACAUAACGCUGAUGAAAAUAAAAUUGCUUUGGUUCACGGGGAUGUUGGUGAAAAAACAACGUAUAGGGAAAUUCUUAAAUAUGUGGUACAUACUGCGAGUGGAUUAAAGAAACUCGGCGUGAAGCGUGGUGAUAUAGUAGCGCUCUGCAGUGAGAACAGACUGGAGUUUAUAGUGACUGCUUUGGCAGCUAUCUGUUGUGGUGCUACGAUCACAACGCUCAGCACACAGUAUACAAAAGAUGAAAACAAACAUGUCUUAACUAUAUCAAAGCCAAGUCUAUUAAUAGCAUCAGAAGAGGUGUUAAAACAAAACUUUUCCAUAUACAAAGAAGUAACCUAUAUAAAGAAAUUUAUUCAAAUGAAUGGAAAACCCAUAGACAAUGGAAUAAUCGCAUAUAAAAAUGUUUGUGCUCAAGUAGAUGCUUUUGAUUUUGAACCGGAAGAAGUGCAGGGCGCCACCGACACAUUAUUUUUGUUGUAUUCUUCUGGCACAACUGGUCUUCCGAAAGGAGUUAUGUUGACACACGUCAACGCGUUGUAUGCUGCAGCUAAUUCACUACGGGAAUCGCUUGCUCCGGAAAGUCAGUCUCGGUCAUGUCAUUUGACAGUCGUACCGUGGUACCACGCCUAUGGUCUGAUGACGACCAUAAACAAUUUUAUAAUUGGCAGGAUGACUGUAUAUUUUCCAGGAUUUUAUCCAGAAAAGUAUCUCAAAGCGAUAGAGAAGUAUAAGGUAAAUGUCCUGCUUACGGUCCCGCCUAUGAUCGUAUUCCUGACGAAGUCUUCUCUAAUCGAGAAAUACGACAUGUCCUCUGUCACGUUGGUGUGGUGCGGUGCAGCGCCGCUUUCUGCCGACACUAUUAGGGACGUUAUGAAACGCUUACCUAAUUGCAAAGGAGUUUUGCAAGCAUACGGAAUGACAGAGACGUCCACAUCGGCAACAAGAGAUCCUGAGCGUGACACUACAAAACACAAACCCGGUAGCGGUGGCACUCCUUUACCCGGCGUAAGAGUAAAGGUGGUUGACGUUGAAACACGAAAAAAACUAGGACCUUUUGAAACAGGAGAAAUUUGUAUCAAGGGGCCAGUAGUAAUGAAGGGCUACAUUGGCGAUAAAGCAGCUGAUCGCGAUAUUAUGGACGAGGAAGGAUUUCUUAAGACUGGCGACGUCGGGUAUUAUGACCACGAUGGAUACUUCUUUAUUGUGGAGAGGAUCAAGGAACUGAUAAAGUAUAAAGGACACCAGGUGCCACCUGCAACGGUAGAAAGCGUAAUUCUACAACACGGCAGUGUGGCAGAGUGCGGCGUGGUGGGCGCGCCCGACGAGUGGGCGGGCGAGCUCCCCACCGCCUUCGUUGUCAUCAAGCCUGGUCACCAACUCACCGAGCGUGAACUCCUCGACUUUACUGCUAGCCGGUUGUCGCCAGCGAACCGUCUCCAUGGUGGUGUGAUAUUCGUGAAGGAGAUCCCAAAGAAUCCAUCUGGAAAAAUUAUGCGACGUAUUCUUAAACAAAGGCUCCAAGAUAAAAGAAAAAGUAAACUGUAA
Parnassius mnemosyne (clouded apollo) is the source of this 1641-nucleotide messenger RNA. NCBI's taxonomy places the organism in Eukaryota, Metazoa, Arthropoda, Insecta, Lepidoptera, Papilionidae. The record is from the annotation of a GenBank genome assembly.